UACCGUUACACGGCAGAGAAGAAGAAGAGGAACGUCAACGCUCUGCUUGAAUUAAACACAAAGAAGAAGAAGGACUGACAGAGAUGCUAGGCUAGUCUCCUCGGGAUUAAAUGUUAUUGCACCAGUAGUCCUGCAAGUCUGUUAAGAAGCGGGCGGCUGUAAUGUGUUUGUAAAUAUGAAGGAGACACCUGCCGGCUCAAUGGAGAUAUUAACUGCUCUCUCCUGUUAGCUAGCUUUGCAGCAAUAGGUCCAGAUAGAGCUAACGUUAGCAGCUAGCAGCUAACAGUCUCACUGCUUCACUUCUUCACCACAAGACCACAAGAGGAAACAUUAACACCACUGCUCUCUAUAUUCAGACCUAAAGCUCCAUCGGUCCUCCAUGGCUUCAUCAGAGGUCAGCAUGCAGGAAAUAAGUGAGGUUGUGAUCGUCACCAUACCAGAGACAGUGUGCGAGGACCUCCCCUCUGUGGUGGAAGAGGAUAAAGCAGUGCUGGUGACCGCAGAGCUCACCUCUCAGCCAGGGGGGAACAUCCUCACAGUAACACCAGUGGAAACAGAAGCUGAUGCCAGCAGAACAGAUUCACUGUCAAGGGAAGAGGCAGUCAUUGUGAAGUUAACUGAGGAGGUGGAUGUGGAAGCUGAUGUCUUCUACCCGAUCACCUGUGGAGAUGCCAAAGCCACGCUGGUCUGGAAGAAGUUUGUCUGCCCUGGGAUCAAUGUGAAAUGUGUACAGUUCAAUGAGCAGCUCAUCAGCCCGAAGGAGUUUGUGUGUUUAGCAGGGAAAUCCACUCUGAAGGACUGGAAGAGAGCCAUCCGCCUCAACGGCACCAUGCUCAGGAAGAUCAUGGACUCGGGUGAACUGGACUUCUACCAACAUACAAAGGUCUGCUCCAACACGUGCCGCAGCACUAAGAUAGACCUGGUGGGAACCAAAGUGUCCAUCAGCAGUGAUCAGUCCACUGAACUGGUUCCUGCCACCCCCUCAUCAGCUGAUUUGAAUGGAGCAGCAUCCUCGUUUCCAGAGGUGACAGAGGAAACUUCCGAGUGGGUCACAGCCAUCGGAGAGGACUCUGUGGCAUUCUGGCGUUCGGUGAAGGAAGCUGGACUGCUGGAGGAGGUGGUGGAGGACUUCCAGAAGGAGCUGCAGGAGGUGCUGAAGGGGUUGCAGGAGAGAGUGUGUGACCCACCACUUCAGGUCAAAGAUGCUGUUUUGCUCAACAAUAUAGUGCAGAACUUUGGAAUGUUGGACCUGGUGAAGAAGGUUCUGGCCAGUCAUAAGAGCCAGAUGGACCGUUACAGAGAGCAGUACACGCGCAGCCUCGCCGCUCUGGAGCAGCAGUGUGACGAGCACAGGAAGCGAGCCAAGGAGCUGAAGAGCAAAUCCCAGCACCUCAACAACGUCCUGAUGACCCUCACCCCAGUCCCCACACCCCCCGCGCCCAAGCGUCCCCGGCUGACCCGCGCCGUCUCCGGCCCGGCCUCGGUCAACGCCGCUCCCACCCAGAUCACUCUGCCUCUCAACCAGCUGACCGGCCUGCCGCUGGGCAAGGUGCUGACCGUGGCAGGAGCCCAGGCCGGCAACAACCUGAGCGGAUACACCUUCCUGACCUCCUCGCUGUCAGGGUCGGAGCUGGCAGCCGACGCCUCUAACCUGACCGUGCUGUCCACGGCGGCAGGUCAGGAGGGCGCGGCCGGCGGCUCCACCUUCGUUAAGGUGCUCGGCCCUCAGUUCCAGCUGGUGACGCUGCCGGCCGCACUGCAGAGCUUGGCCAACGCACAAGGCGCCAUCCAACAACAGGUUGGCAGCAUCAGUGUGGUGGAUGCCACGGCAACCGCCGCAGACGAUUCACAAGAGGAAAGCCAGGCCGACGGCGAUGAUGAAAGUCAGCCAGAGCAGGUUAAAGAGGACGACGGGGAGCAGCCGGCCGAGCAGCAGUGAGACAGAGGACAGCUGUUCUCUCCCCCGUCUCCCAGCCCGUAAAUUGCCUUCUUUUCAUUAUUUUUGGACGCAGGAUUGAAUGUGUGACGGCUGAGGGCUCGUCCACAUUGUGACUUUUACAGAUCGCUUCAUGCAUUGCCUUCAUUUGUCAUUUAACACAACACACGUGAGCCUUCCCCGUAGAUGUCCUUCAAUUUUCAAGAUACCCUAAAUUUAUAUUAGAGUGGCCUCUGGUGUGUGUGGAGUGUGUAUGUCAGUAGUGAUUUUACUGUAAAUAUGUAUUUGUAGCUAAUAUAUUUGAUACAGCUGUUUGUGUAGGGAUUUAUUCCAAAUAGGCUGGAAAAAAAAGUAUUCACAGUAUUGGUCGGUUUGGUAAUAAAUGCUCAGUUUUCAAGAACAAA
This is a messenger RNA of Sebastes umbrosus (honeycomb rockfish), 2340 nucleotides long. It is a transcript of the gene gmeb2, whose product is annotated as glucocorticoid modulatory element binding protein 2. Lineage: Eukaryota; Metazoa; Chordata; Actinopteri; Perciformes; Sebastidae. The transcript is spliced from 10 exons. Gene Ontology annotation, cellular component: nucleus. Gene Ontology annotation, biological process: positive regulation of transcription by RNA polymerase II. The record is from RefSeq and is a predicted model, not a curated record. Gene Ontology annotation, molecular function: DNA-binding transcription activator activity, RNA polymerase II-specific; RNA polymerase II cis-regulatory region sequence-specific DNA binding. The coding region runs from base 380 to 1939 and encodes 519 amino acids.